GAUAUAUUUUUUCUUCUACGUUAAGUUAAUCAAUCUUCCAUUCCCUUUUCUGUGCCUUUCACGCUUCAUCAUAAUCACGAAUUCUGUCACUCAUCAGGCAAACAUGAAUUUGUCUGUAUAAGGAAUAGUUGCCGAUUCUCUGCCACCUGACAUGAAUUUCAAUUUUCUUUGUAUAAGAAAUUGGUGAAACUAAAUAUUUGCGUGGAGUGUUGGCGUCCACUCAAGAACAGGGCAGGUGCAGGGUAAAUUCUGGACUUGCACGGAAAGAAUUUGCCGUUAAAAAGAGGGAUUCGCAAUGAAAUCUGAUUCAGAGAUUGCCGCCAUGGCAGCAGGAAUAGCAGGAAGAACGGUCCCUUGCCUGCAGCUUAAGAAUGCCCCUGCUCCUUUACCCCAUUUUGGCAGGGGAACAUUGUUUCAAUCUCAAUUAGGGUUUAAGAAGAACAGAUACCAGAUAAAGAGAUCAUCCUCUGGUCAAGUGGUGGCCAGAUUAUUUGGGCCUGCAAUUUUCGAAGCUUCCAAGCUCAAAGUUUUAUUCCUGGGAACUCAUGAGGAGAAUCAUCCUGCACAGCUCCCCAGGACAUAUACGCUAACGCACAGUGAUAUCACAUCCAAGAUUACGGUUGCCAUUUCCCAAACUAUCAAUAAGGAUCAGUUACAGGGGUGGUACAACAGGUUACAGAGGGAUGAAGUGCUUGCACAGUGGAAAAUGUCUCAGGGCAAAAUGUCACUGCACGUCCACUGUCAUAUCAGUGGAGGGCAUUGGCUUCUCGACGCCAUAGCUAAGCUCAGAUUUUACAUAUUUCGAAAGGAGUUACCAGUGGUGCUGGAGGCAUUCAGGCAUGGGGAUAGAGCUCUUUUUGAGAAGCACCCAGCGUUGGAAGAUGCGCUGGUUUGGGUGUAUUUCCAUUCCAACGUCAGACAAUUCAAACGCCUCGAGUGUUGGGGAUCUCUCGCUCAAGCUUCGAAGGGAGCACCUCAUGUUGUGAAGACAUUAGAAGAGGAGAAAAUAGAGGAAUGGGAGAUGCCGAGACAUUGUCCACAUCCAUGUGAUUGUUGUUUUCCUCCACUUAGUCUUCUCCUUCGGCCACAAGAUCCAAAACAAUUUAUGGAGGAGAGCUGACUUCAUCAUGUAAAGAGAUUCUAAUGUAAUCAAUCUUCCACCAUUAAAAGAGAGAUACAUCAUAUUCAUGAAAGGUAGUCUUGGGAGCUACACCAUGUGAUUGUUGUUUUCCUCCAUUUAGUCUUCUCCUUUGGCCACAAGAUCCAAAACAAUUUAUGGAGGAGAGCUGACUUCAUCAUGUAAAGAGACUCUAAUGUAAUCAAAGUCAUCUUUGUAUAUAUGGAAUUUAUUGUAACAUAAUUUUAUUUCAUUUGAUUUUAUAAGUAAAUAUUCAUUUUUAUUU
Molecule: messenger RNA, 1403 nt
Organism: Cryptomeria japonica (Japanese cedar)
Lineage: Eukaryota; Viridiplantae; Streptophyta; Pinopsida; Cupressales; Cupressaceae
Product: protein STAY-GREEN 1, chloroplastic
Exons: 5
Coding region: 296-1120 (274 amino acids)
Source: RefSeq, a predicted model, not a curated record